AUCAACCAAUAUUACUACGCUAUUGAACUAAUUUCUCAUUUUACAUAGGAAUUUUCCUUAUUUUCCAAUCAAAUCACGCUUAAUUUUUGAGCCAUCUAUACCAUCUUCAGUAUUUCCAUCGAUAAAAGUGCCGCAUAUCAAAGUGCAUUGAACGGAGGUGCAUUGUUUACAUGUGACGUUGUGAAAGGGCCUUGCAAGUUCGCCAUAUUUAAACAAUAUGGAUGUUCGACGACCCGAUGCAACAUGAAAAUGACUUUUAAAAAGCCAUUAGGUUGAAAGAGGUAGCUGAUGAUCAUGUCUGACCCAGAGGCCCCGCCCCAUUAUGAGGACCAAUCAGAACACAGCGAUGAGGAGGAAGAGCCAGCACAGAGCAGUGAGAGUUCCGACUGCGAGAGUGAGGCCGAGGAUUCGGGGUGUGAGGCCAAUGGGGGAGAAGGUCAGCUGACCCUGAUGGAUGACCCUGAGUCCAUCCUUAUCCAGCAGCCACCCCUGGGGGAGGAAGAUGAGGGGGAAGAUGAUGAUACAGGGAUCAGCACUCAGGCAGAUGAUGAGACCGAGUACGAGGGGGAGGGCCAGACCCCCCACAACCAGACCCCCAUAGACAUCGAAAAGAAACAAGAACAGGAUAAAAAGAUUGUCAAGAAAAAGAAGAAAAAGAAAAAGAUAUACUACAUCUGUUUGACAAACUGCAAGUAUGAUGUGGUGCGUCGGGUCUCACGUAAGUUUGGUUUUAAGGAGGUUUCAGAUGAUGAAGACUGGACUUUAUACUGGACAGACUAUUCAGUGGCUCUGGAACGGGUCAUGGAAAUGAAGAAAUACCAGAAAAUAAAUCACUUCCCCGGGAUGAGUGAAAUAUGUCGGAAAGAUCUGCUGGCCAGAAACCUGAAUCGCAUGGGCAAGAUGUUCCCUAAAGAGUACAAUAUCUUCCCCAAAACUUGGUGCCUUCCUGCUGAUUAUGGAGACUUUUUAGCUUAUACUAGACAGAAAAAGAACAAGACGUACAUCCUGAAACCGGAGACGGGUUGUCAGGGGAGAGGAAUCUGGGUGACACGAAACCCCAAAGAAAUCAAACCUCACGAACACAUGAUCUGUCAACAGUACAUGUCAAGGCCUUUUCUGAUAGAUGGGUUUAAGUUUGACUUGAGGAUUUAUACACUAGUGACCUCUUGUGAUCCACUGAGGAUAUUUUUGUUCAAGGACGGGUUGGCAAGGUUUGCCACCAAUAAAUACAUUGAACCCACACAUAACAAUGUGGACAAUGUAUUUAUGCAUUUAACAAAUUAUGCAAUAAACAAACAUAGUGAAGAUUUUAUACGAGACGAUGAAGCCGGGAGUAAAAGGAGAAUUAGUACAAUAAACAAAUAUCUCAGGGACAAAGGUUAUGAUGUGGACAAAAUGUGGGCAGACAUUGAUGAUGUCAUCAUUAAAACAUUGAUCUCGGCUCAUUCAGUCCUCAAACACAACUACCGCACAUGUUUCCCCAAUCACGUCAAAGGCAGUGCCUGUUUUGAGAUCUUGGGAUUUGAUGUUCUUCUUGAUCGUAAACUCAGACCUCAAGUGUUAGAGGUGAAUCACUCCCCCAGUUUCAACACUGACUCUGAGCUGGACAGAGAAAUUAAAGGUGCUCUAGUGUGGGACUCUCUUAACUUAGUCAAUUUUGGUGCUUGUGACAGAAGAAAAUGUAUAGAGGAAGAAAAAAGAAGGAUAAAAGACAGACUGCUGGGGAGGGGGGUCAAAAAGGAGACUAGGGAGGAGUUAGAAAUUGCUCAAGCCCAGUACCAAGAGGUAUUGGAGAGAUACGAAAAUAAUCACAUGGGUAACUUCCGCCGUAUCUACCCCAAUCCAGGCUACGAAAAAUACGAGAAAUUCUUCCACAGCAGCGGCAGCCUAUUUCAAGAAACAGCAGCAUUUAAAGCCAGGAGUGAGAUGGCUAGACAACAAAGAGAUGAAAUAGCUCGCAAAAAAGAGAAGCUUGAAUCAAUGUUGAAAGGGAAAAAGAAUUCAUCAACAGGACUACGACCAGAGAGCCCAGGCAGCAGACGAAGGAAAUCAGUUAAGCGCGCUCUUGUGCCAUCGCGAAGACUGACCAAUGCUCGGGGAAAUAUGGAGGUGUGUUUAAAAUUUCCAUUGGUUAAUCGACCCGAUUCGCAGAUAUUGGGCUGUGAAUCAAGCAGUCAGCUGUGUGAUGACCCGAUUGACACAACCAAACCCAUGGACAUCCUAGAGGAGGAGGAACUGGAGCGCAUUUCAGGGCUCCUCCAGCGGGACAAUCUGGUCAGGGGGCUCGGGAUUGUGGAACAUGUGUACCGUCUGCUGCACUGUACCCCAGGGACCAUGGGGGUACUCAAGACUGACGCCCGGUCACUACCCCCUCCACUGGUACACAUUCAAACGAAUUCCAUAGUGACUAGGCCGGGCUCCCAGGAUCAACAGAGAUGGCUGUUUUCUAACCGUCCAACCGAAUCCUGCCUCGCUGGAAGGCCCGCCCCCAUUAGAAUUAAAGACAGACAGUAUUACAAAAAACUUUUGGAUAGAUAUUUCGGACAUAAUCAUGCCUUGGCCAAUGAGAGCCUUGGUAAAACAGACAGAAAAAUAACUAGACAAACUGCACAGACUCAAAUGAGAUGUGCCAAUGGGUAUCAGGGUGGCAUGUUCUGUCCCACGCGAGAUGACCGACAGUUCCCCCAUGUUAGAUUGUCUUAUAGUACAAGUGAUAGGAAGGUGGUGCUAACGCACCAAGCGGGCCCGCCCGAUGACUCCGAGGCAGAGGAACUUUUUGAACUGGAGAGUGGUCGUGUCUCCGAGCUAACACAUCGAAGUCUUCAUAGCCUUAACCCUCUAUACAACAGCACCCCUUCCCUGCAUGCCGCUUUUAGUCAAGCCACUGCACUUCACCCCAUCACUCACCUCACUUCCUCCACCUCCAAAAUCCCCCUCCCAAUUAACGGGGAACCCGCUCCUCCCAAUCCUCUGGCCAACCCCCCACUGAAAAACACCCUCAGUUAUACUCACCUUGAACCUUUCUCUCAAACUUCUGCUCCUUUGUACACUCAGCCAAGCUAUGGAUCUGGGCGUAGUACCUCCUCAUGGCAGACAAAGUCGGGCAGUCUGGGGAGCCUCAACGAGAAGACUGUGCCAUCAUACCAGGCAACUGAUGUUCAAAGACUUCAAAUAUGGCGUCUUGCAACCCCAAGAUGGAAAAAGAGGAGUAAAUUUGUGAGAAAGCCAUUAGGUGGAACGAACAGAGCUACAUCAACAACCAUUAUACAAGACUCAGAAUUCCGUAGCAACAUGGCUCAUCUAAUGGACACAGAGGCCGAGCGGAAUCGUCUGCUGGCGAGAAAUGGAUAUGGUCCAGACUGGCGAUCGGACGCCACGACUCCCAGCAGUCUACAGAAACGUACGCUCAGUGCACACGGACAGAGAAAAGAAGGUUGGCGGGCGUCACAGCCAACAAACCAAACAUUGUGGCAGUAUCAUUUAGAUCACAAUGAAACCGACUCAAAUAGCGCCAAAACUUGCGUCGAGCUUCCUCCGUCAGUAGUAAACCUGCCACGGGUCUCAUCCAAUAACGGUCCGCCGGGUUUAUCAGUGGUGUCGGCCCCUGCCCCGGUAAUGCAGCGACCCGAACUGGCUCGACCUGAUGCGAAGUCAUCAGGGACAUCAUCAGCCUUGAGCAGAGGGGGAUCUCAACAGUCCAUGCCACUGGAGGCACAAAUGGGAACAAGCACGCGAUCCACAAAAUCACAGAGGAUCCGGGGGGCAUCUAACAGCCUCCGAUUGAGACAGCUAGAAAUGCGGGAGAAUCAUGCCAUUGUGUUCAGCUGAGACUGUUUUAAUCGCAGCAAGUCUGAACUAAUGGUGAUUUCAUGUCAGGUUUGAUAACGAGACCAUGUGUGUCAUUGUGGGACGGCCUGUUCUUUGGACUCCAGGACACGGAAUGUUCGGACUGCCCUGAACAGAUUUCUGUCUUAACAUAAAGACCAACUGUGAUAAUAUCAUCCAUCCAUUUUAUUCACACAUUUUAACAGAUAUUGAAGCUCAUCUCAGCAUGUGAUAGGGUAUAUUUUAAAACUUUCAGAGAUUCUUUGACUUCUUUUUUUAUUGUGCAUUUUUUUUUUUUUUACUUAUAAUUCAUAAGCACAUGAUCAGAGAUUUUAUUUAUGUGUGAAAGUAACAUUUGUUAAAGCAACACUUUCUUUGAUUGUAAAUAAAUCCCUCAGUAAUGGCAUUGGAUGUGUGAAGCUGUGAUAAACUGAAAACAUUCCUGUUUGUGUUAAAAAUGAGUGAGAAAUGUGUCUGUUAUACAAAAGGAAAAAAAAAAAACACGUGUUAUUUUAUUUACAUUGUUUAUAUGAUGUAGUAUUAUUGACAUCUGCCAUCAAUUCUAUUUUAUUUUAUGUAUGUGUGCCAAACUCUUACUUGGUGAAAUAAGAAGUUAAAUUUUCUGUUGAUCAACAGAUAACUUAAUUUAUUUUCUGUUACUUGUAUUUUGUGGAGAGCAAAUGUGUGAAUGAUUUUCCUGAUAUUUAAGGUAGUUGACACUCUUCUCAAGGGAGGCAACUCUCAUUACAUUAUGGGUUAAGGAGUAGUGAACCGUUAGUGAUAAACAUCACAACAGCUGUAUUGCCCUUUGUGCAGCUUUAGAGCUAAGAUUUUAUUGAACAUCAGUUGGUAUUAAAUCAAAUUGGUCUUGCCAAACAUAUCAAUAGUAUUAAUGCUGAUGGUGUAUAGUUUGUGAAUUUGUAUAGGUUUGUUGUGUUUUAAUGGUCAUCUUAUUGACCCAAGUUUAUCUAUUUUUCAGUCGAUAUAAGAAUUCAAAUUUGUGAGAAGAAUAACUUGGGGUAAUAUUAUUAUUGCUGAAUAUUCCAUCCAUCCAUGAACUUAAAAGGUUAUUUUUGAAUAAUUUAUUAUUGAAAGGGAUGUGUCUUUUAAACUAAUACUUUGUAUCUUGAAGAUUUGAAGACAUUGAAUUAAUAAAUGAACUCAUUAUUGAUUUG
Molecule: messenger RNA, 5000 nt
Organism: Saccostrea echinata
Lineage: Eukaryota; Metazoa; Mollusca; Bivalvia; Ostreida; Ostreidae
Product: tubulin polyglutamylase ttll6-like
Exons: 23
Coding region: 289-3828 (1179 amino acids)
Biological process (GO): microtubule cytoskeleton organization; protein polyglutamylation
Cellular component (GO): cilium
Molecular function (GO): tubulin binding; tubulin-glutamic acid ligase activity
Source: RefSeq, a predicted model, not a curated record